CACGCACGCCCGCCCGCACACCACACACACACACACACGCACGCCCGCACGCACUCGCAAUACUAGUUCCCGCACUCCCUCCGGUUUGCCUGGCUCUUUCCUUACCCCUUGGGGGCCUAAAACGGGUGUUUGUACCUGUUCGUCACUAGGGGACCUGGAGCUUGUCAUUUUCGAGCUUGUUCUGACCACUGCUCCACCAGCUCUAUACGUACUCUUCAACGUCCUCUCUCUCGUAACGCUUCGCAACGCUUCGCAACCCCUCACCAUACCUUGGAUGAAUCGACGGCACCAUUUGUUCUAUAAUGGCGUCGGUCAAGCGGGACGAGACUACGCCGUUCCUUCUCCAGGUUUUCUACAAAACCGGUUCAUUUCACAGAACAGAUGAGUUCGCCUCAAGAAGCCUGCCGCCCGCACUGUCUGUCUACACCUGGUCCGACUGCACCCUGGCCGAGCUCGCGGGGCAGAUCGUCGCCAAUGACCCGUCGCUGCUGCCGAGUCCAUCCGUGGGCUCACGGCUGGCUUUCCGCCUGAUCUACCCCGAUACCCGACACACUGCCGCGCCAUCCAGCACACACCACACGCAGAUACCGGCCCCCCGAUUCAUGGUUAAGGACCUCGGGAGCGUCGUGUUAGGCGACGGUGCCGCAGCUGCCAUCCCCGCCGCCGCCGCCGCCGGGGAGGAGGGGGCAGGAGACAUCCGCAUGGCCGAAAGCACGGCGACAGUGGCCGACGACACGGCCAAGGACAAGACACUCGGCGACGCCAAGUUUGUGGUGGGAGACUACAUCUCGUGCGCUAUUCUGCCGCCGCUGCCUGACGGCUCGGUGGCCCCGGCGCUCACGGCCAGGAACGACAGGACUGCAGGGCCGUUCAGUGCAAGGGGCGGGCUGGGCGGGCUUGCUCCGCAGGGGCCGCGUCGGGACGCUGCGUUUGGCGGGAGACAGGCGCGCGACAGAGACCGACGGCGCCCCGGGUUCGGAAACGACGCGUUCCCCGAAGGAGAGUGGAGGAGGGGCGAGAGGCUGCCGGAGGAUCCUCCCGACAGGUCUUGGGGCAGAGGACGUAGACAGGACAGAUGGUGACCGGUUUUCGAAAGUGUGUGUUGGGUGGUUGGACUGCAGCAUGGGUUCGGAGUUUGGCACGGCGUCAAGGCUCGUCCGGGGAGGAAAAUACCAGGCAUCAUUCACGGCCAUUCAAAGGCGUAUGGGGAGUUUUUUCAGAGUCACUGGCAUUGCGUUGGGGGGAUUCCUUCCAAGUUCACAGACUGCAACAAGAGAAGAUUCGGCUCAUUCC
This is a messenger RNA of Colletotrichum destructivum, 1293 nucleotides long. RefSeq names its product Putative Sin3 associated polypeptide p18. The record is from RefSeq and is a predicted model, not a curated record. Gene Ontology annotation, cellular component: nucleus. Gene Ontology annotation, molecular function: transcription factor binding. NCBI's taxonomy places the organism in Eukaryota, Fungi, Ascomycota, Sordariomycetes, Glomerellales, Glomerellaceae. The coding region runs from base 303 to 1082 and encodes 259 amino acids. The transcript is spliced from 2 exons.